This is a messenger RNA of Phytophthora infestans T30-4, 294 nucleotides long. RefSeq lists its product as uncharacterized. The transcript has 2 exons. Lineage: Eukaryota; Oomycota; Peronosporomycetes; Peronosporales; Peronosporaceae. Bases 1 to 294 code for a protein of 97 amino acids. The record is from RefSeq and is a predicted model, not a curated record.
AUGUCGACCCUCACGUUUCCGAUCCUGUGGAAGGAUGCCCAUGAGCGGGGCAUCAAGGGAGUCAUCGAGCUCAGCAUGUCCGAUUUGCCUCUGAAAGGCGCUCGGGUUCGAGACUUGUUCCCGGUUCUGAAUACGAAGAUCAACGCCAAGUUUCCGCUCGAGCGAAAUAGUCGCGAAGUGGAGACUUUUCUACUCUAUGGAACCCGUGCGGUGGUGCAGUUCGACAAACCUUUUUUCAUUGUGUGCUUUAACCACACCAUCACGGCUGUCGUGCUACCGUUGGUGUUCGGCUAA